AUGUCUUCAAAUGUGAAUAUAAGUUUAAAUAUGAAUGGAAAUAAUAUAAAAUUAAUAAAUGUCUCAUCAAUUGAAAUAAAUUUGUUAUAUAUUAUUGGAAUAAGUGGAAUAUUAAUAAAUAUGUUAACAAUGAUAUAUUUAUUAAUAAUAGCAGCAUAUAAAAUGAAAUCAUCAUGUUUUUUAUUUCAUCAUUGUAUUAUUUGUUUAAUAUUAUCAAUAUUAUCAAUUCCAUAUAUAUUAAGUUUUUCAAAUUAUUCAAUUCCAUGUCAUUAUUUAGGAAAUAUUCAAGUUACUUGUGUUACAGCUCAAUUAUUAAAUAUGGCUGCUAUGGUUGCUAAUGAAGCAUAUACAUUUGAAGAUCUUAUUCAUCAAGAUUUAUCAUUAGAUUUAUAUACAAAUAAUUCUCAUUCUCAUUCACAUUCACAUUCACAUUCACAUUCACAAUCUUAUCAAUAUCAAUUAAAACAAUCAAAUAAAUCAACAAUAUCAUGUGGUUGUCUUUCUUUUGGAAUUUUAAUUAUUUGGUUUUCUUCUGUUAUACUUCAUUUAGGUAUAACAAUGAUUGGUAGUGAAUCGAAAUCUUAUUUUGAUAAUAAUGGUCAAUAUUGUAAUUUUAUUAUUCGAGAUAUUCGUGGUUAUGUUUUAACAUUAAUGUGGAUAAUAAUAACAAUAUUUUCAUUAAUGAUAACAAUAAGAUAUAUACAUAAAAUCUUAAGUGAAGUAUCAUCAAAACGUCGACAUAAUCAACCAUUAUUAUCAUUAGCUAUAAUUGGUCAAUAUCAUGCCAAAUCCAUUGCAACACGAGAUAUACUUAUGCAACAAAUUCAAUUAAGAAUUAAACUUAAUAUAUUACUUAUUUUUCUUUUUAUUAUUUUUUGGUUUCCAUUAUUUAUUGUUACUUUAUGUGACAUUAAAUUCAAAAUACAUGAACAAAUAUUAAGGUAUUUAUUGUUAUUAGCAUGGUCUAAUUCUUCGAUAUCUCCAUUAACCUAUUGCUUAUUAUUAUCAAAAUGUAAUAAUAAUCCAUUAAGAAUAUGUUGUAAAAAAGAUCGUCGAACAACAUAUGAUUCAUUAACAUCAUAUUAUAAUAGAAUAGGUGAUAGAUUUCAUGAUAUUGGAAAAUGGGAUCAAUAUGAUAAUAAAACAAAAAAAAAUUCAAAUAUAAAUAAUAAUAAAACAAGAAAAAUGUCAAAUAUAAAUGAUAAUGAUAUUGAAGAAUUAAAUGAAAAUAAUAUUCAAAUAAAAAAUUGUUUAGAGAGAAAAGAUAAAUUAAAUGAUAUAUCAUAUAAUUAUUCAAAUUAUUCAGAUCAAUAUCAUUCGAAAACAAAUUCACUUAUUGUUAAAGAAAUUUCAAAUCCAAAUUAUGAUGAUACAUCAUCAUUAUCAUCAUUAACAACAGUUACUAAUAAAGGACAUCAAACAUCGAAUGGAUUAAUUGUAACUAGUAGCAAACACGUCCAUUUGUGA
Rotaria sp. Silwood1 is the source of this 1467-nucleotide messenger RNA. The record is from the annotation of a GenBank genome assembly. NCBI's taxonomy places the organism in Eukaryota, Metazoa, Rotifera, Eurotatoria, Philodinida, Philodinidae.